Hordeum vulgare subsp. vulgare (domesticated barley) is the source of this 1917-nucleotide messenger RNA. Its product is annotated as glycine-rich cell wall structural protein 1.8-like. Bases 103 to 1767 code for a protein of 554 amino acids. The record is from RefSeq and is a predicted model, not a curated record. The transcript has a single exon. Lineage: Eukaryota; Viridiplantae; Streptophyta; Magnoliopsida; Poales; Poaceae.
GCCACAUAGGCACACCGCCACAAAGCAACCAAGCAAGCCAAGCCGUAGUAGCAAGAGCAAUAGUAGCCAGGAGCUUCAAAGCAAGCAAGCAAGCAAGCAGCCAUGUCCAUCGUCAAGCGUGCUCUGGGGUUCGGCGGCGGCUACGGCCAGAGCAAGCCCGUGAUGAACUACCACACCCAGAACUCCGACUCCGUGACCACCGUCGUGACGGAGAUCAGCCACAUGAGCCUCAACGAGAAGCAGUCGGCGUACAACGGCGCCGUGCAGCAGACGGCCUCCCUCACGGAGCUGUGCAGCGAGGACGCCGAGGUGCAGAAGCACGGCUACGGGCAGCAGGCGUGCGGCAGCGACGUCGGAGGGUUCGACGCCCUCGUCCGUGACAACGCCGCGCAGAAGCACGGCGGCGGCUACGGCGAGCAGAAGGCGUCGUCGUACUCGUACCAGCAUGAGAGCGGCGCCCACGGCGGCUACGGCGGGCAGAAGGCGUCGUCGUACCAGCAUGGAGGCUACGGCGCCGUCAGCCACGACAGCGCCGGCGCCAAGCAGAAGCAUGGCUACGGCGAGCAGAAGGCCUACAAGCAUGACGAGAGCUCCGUUCAGAAGCAUGGCUACGGCGAGCAGAAGGCCUACAAGCAUGACGAGAGCUCCGUUCAGAAGCAUGGCUACGGCGAGCAGAAGGCGUACGGUGGUCACCACCAGGACAGCAAGGUCCAGAAGAGCGGCUACGGCAGCGAGCACACGGCGUACCAGCAUGAAGGCAAUCUCAAGGGGUACACCGCUCUCCACCAGGACAGCAAGGUCCAGAAGCAUGGCUACGGCGAGAAGGCGCACGGCUACGGCGGCGAGCACAAGGCCUACGACGGCGCGGUCCAGAAGCACGGCUACGGCGAGCACAAGGCGUACGACGGCAAGGUCCAGAAGCACGGCUACGGCGAGCAGAAUGCAUACGCGCAUGGGAGCGCCGCCGCCGCCCUCCACCACGACGGCUACGGCGCCGUGAAGAAGCACGGCUACGGCGGCGAGCAGCAGGCGUACCAGCACGGCGCUGCGGCGGGAGGGUACGACGCCGUCCACCACGACAGCUCGGUGCAGCAGAAGCACGGCUACGGCGAGCACAAGGCGUCGUACCAGCACGGGAGCGACGCCGGAGGCUACGGCGGUGCCCAGCACGGCUACGGCGGCGGGCAGAAGGCUUACGCGCACGGCGCUGACGCCGGGGGGUACGACGCUGCUUUCCACCACGGCGGCGCGAAGCAGACCAAGCACGGCUACGGCGGCGGCCAGAUGGGUUACCAGCAUGGCGCCUACGGCGGGCAGAAGGCGUCGUACCAGCAGCAAGGGUGCGACGGCGGCGUCGCCGGGUACGACUCGCUCGUCCAGAAGAAGCAGGGGAGCUACGUCGGCGGCGGGAACAAUGCGUACCCGCGGCAAGGGUGCGCCGGCGGCGACGUCGCAGGGUAUGAUGCUCUUGUCCAACUCCGGCAGAUGCAGAAGCAGCAGCAAUACAACCAGGCCGGAUGCGAGAGCGACGAAGAGAGCGAGGACGACAGCGACUGCGAAGAUGGCGGAUACGGAUACGGCGCUGGUGGAGUGCACAAAUACACCGCCGGCAGCACCAUGCCCGGCGGCACGCAGUACUACUCCGCGUACGAGCGCCGCCAGCAGCUCGGCGGCGGGAGCCACUACGAGGCGUACGAGAGCUCCACCACCCAGGGGUACUCCGGCGGCGGCGGGUGGGCGCAGCCCAAGAACCACAGCUACUACUGAGCUCCUGCCGUCCUGCCCACCUGCUUCUACCAGCGUGAUACAAUCCUACCCGCAGUGAUACUUACCUGCUCAUGCUCCUGCAUGGGUAUGCUAGUAUUUGGUGGACCUUUGCAUUGCAAAAGUGUCUAAAUAAGAUGUAAUUCUAACUGA